CACCGCCCCCCUUGCCCCGUGGAAACUAGUAGAUGCAGCUCUUCCAAGAGAAGCUGGCUGGGACUCCGCAUCGGAUGAGAAAUUAAUGGGGAGAGAAUCUGCUUGACAUCUUCUGCCUCUUCAUCCUAUCCGUCCAAGCAUGCCACUCUCUCGCCAGUCUCUGGAUUGCUGGCCCUGCUCAAUCCACGUUUCCUUUGUUCACCAUGUACCCCACAAAACCCCACACGGCGUCGUCCCAGCGGACCCCUCCCAUUGGCUCCCGUAAGCAGUUUCGUUGCCCCGGUGAAGUAAACACAGCUUCUACCAUCCGUCUUUCUACGCUACACCCGUUGAGGAGAAGAGGCACCAGUCCAGUCCCAAGUCCCAGAGAAGACCCGCCUCUGUUCACGACUGUGUCGCACCCCCCAACUCAAACUGGAGCACUGCUCCUAUCGCUAUCCUAUCUGCUCGUCCAUUUUCUUAUUCCUCGCAUGCGCAACGGAGCCAACGCCAACAUGGAGUCUACAGAGAACGGUGGUACCUUCCGCUCCGGCCUUCGCGCCCCUCAAGUCCACACGAGCACCACGACCACGAUGGCCCCGAGCGCAUACCUCCAGGAGAUCACCAAUUCGGACCAGAACGCGCGACCUCACCCGUCGGGCCUCCUCCCGUCGAAACGCACAUACAAUGGCGCCGUCCCAGACCGCGACGCCAAGCGCAAAACACUGGCGGAAAGAGCUGGUGAGCCUAUCUCCAAAUCGCAACUGCCAGCAGCUACGCCUUCAGUCUCGAGAAUGACGGGCAUCGGCCUCAAACCCACAUCUAUCGCAUCUCUUGCAUCUACUCACCAAACCGCUACCGCAACAUCCUCACGGCCACCAACCACUCUUCCAGGAACCUCCCGCCAUGCCAGCACCAACAGCUUUUCGCGAACCAUGGGUGCCGGAAGCCGCCCACCAAUAUCAGGCCGAGCACCCAGCUCCAUGGGCUUCAACCCAUCGAACACCAGAGGAACCACGAGAUCUCGACCGGCGACAGUGAUGAGCGGGCGAUCAGCGGAAGAAGAUGGAGGACCAGCCGACCAAAAGAAAAGUAGGAAUUUUUCUGCUUCCUUACAACCCCGUACCAACAAAGUGCGGACUCAAAGAGGACGAUCUACAGCCUCUGAACAGUCCGUCGGAAUCCGUGCUCGAAUGCCUAGCAAAGAGGAGUUGACGCUCAGCAAGCGGAUGGGCAACCUCUCGCUCAAUGAUGACGUCGGCGACAUAGCUAGCGGAAAUCAAGUGAUAUCCAAGGCAAAAGAGCACUCCCUUUCUCUUAUGUUUCAGCCGCCCGACGGACAAGAGCAGCGAAGUUCGACUCUCCAGAACCGCCGGGGGGGAGCUACCAGUCCGGACCCGUUUAGGACCACCAACUCUCAGGCCAAUUUUCCUAGUGUACCAGUCACCCCGCCAGAGAUCCGGAAUGGCCGUGUGGCACUGGAGAAGCUGGGCACCACGGUCAGGAGCAUUGCCCAGACCCCUUGUUCUCCUACCAAAUCUCCGUCUCCUAAAAAGUUACCAUUCUUGACCAAGGACUCACAUUUAAAAACUUUCACAGGCUGGGACGUAGACGGUCGGCUUCACGAGUUCGAGACGCAGUUCAAAGAGAUGAAAGAGGCCUUUGAUACCACCAUUACCGACAGAAAAGCCCUCGAGGAGGCUAUUCAGUUUGCGAAGAAUAGGGCGAGUGAUCUUGAACGUGAGCAACAACGGUUGAUGGACCAAACUGCACAACUACAGGGACAAAUCAGCUCUUUGCAACAUGACAACCUCUCCAUGCAGCAAGAAAAGCAGUCAUUAAUCCUACAGUUCGAGAGCGAGCGGCAAAAGCACAAAUACGAACUCCAGGACAAGUCACGAGAGCAUCAACACGACGUCGAAGAAAUCAAGCGAGGGUUCAAGGCCGAGGUCGAACAGAUGAAGUGGGAACACCAACAGGCUUUGGAGGCAAUGGAGAGACAAUACCGAGCGGAAAUGAAGGACCGACAGGCCCAAAACUCAAAGGAGCUGGAGGAGCUACGGGCCAAGUUGGGGUCAAAACAGGAGGACAUGAAUCUGGAAGUCCUCCGAAAAGACCGCCAGAUCCAGGAAUUACGGUCCCUUAUGGAAGGCCUCAAGCUGGACUUGGACCGGGAACAGACGGUCAAGGGUAACCUUCAGCAGAAACUGACCGAGAUGUCGACGACAAAUAUGACUUUGGAAGACCGGUUACGAGGCCUUAAUGCCAAGAUCGAAUUCCUGGAAUCCGACAGCAAGCAACAAUCAGACUCGUUUGCUCAUAUGGAGGCCCGGCUGCAGGAUGCUUUGCGGGUCGCUGAGGAAGCUCGCGAGAAGUUGAUCAAGGAGGAGACGGAGCGCCGGGUUCUGUUCAACAAGUAUCAAGAGUUAAAGGGCAACAUCCGUGUGAUGUGCAGAGUACGCCCCGUGCUUGGGAAUUCGGAAGGCAACCCAGCUCAAAUCAGCUUCCCUGACGAGAAGACAUCGGCUCAGAUCGACGUCACCCAAGAAGAGAAGAACAGCAUGGGCAUGGUGAGCCGAAAGGUAGUCCCAUUCGAGUUUGAUCGUGUAUUUUCCCCAGCGGUCCACAACGAGGAGAUCUUUGGAGAAAUUUCGCAGCUCGUGCAGAGCGCUCUUGACGGCUACAAUGUCUGCAUCUUCUGCUACGGUCAAACAGGAUCCGGCAAGACCUAUACCAUGUCCUCGCCCGAUGGCAUGAUUCCCAGAGCCACCCACAUGAUUUACGAGACGAUUACGAAGUUGAAGGAGAAGUCAUGGACAUAUACGAUGGAGGGUAGUUUUGUCGAAGUGUACAACGAAGAGCUCCACGAUCUGCUCACGCCUGGCAGAGAGUCGGAUGGAAAGAAGAGACUCGAAAUCCGCCACGACGACAGCCGCAAGCAGACUACAGUUCUCAACUGCAAGACAGUGGCGCUUGACUUACCCGAUAAGGUCGAGAUGAUGCUCAAGCAAGCCCAGAACAACCGCAGCGUUGCCGCUACCAAGGCAAACGAGAGAUCUUCGCGCUCGCAUUCCGUCUUCAUUCUGAAGCUGGUGGGUGAGAACUCGGCCACCAACGAGCGUUGCGAAGGCACUCUCAACCUGGUGGAUCUUGCUGGUUCCGAACGUUUGAAGCAUUCUCAAGCCGAGGGCGAGCGCAUGAGGGAAACGCAGAACAUCAACAAGAGCUUGGCAUGCCUCGGCGAUGUUAUCGAGGCUCUGGGACGCGGGUCAGGCCACGUCCCAUACCGCAACUCCAAGUUGACGCAUCUCUUGCAGUACUCGCUCAGCGGGAACUCCAAGACGCUCAUGUUUGUUAUGGUCAGCCCACUAGAGGCCCAUCUGAAGGAGACAAUCACGAGUUUGCGGUUCGCCACCAAGGUGCACAACACCCAUAUCGGUACGGCCAAGUCGACGAAGAAGCUUGUCAAGGACCGGGCAACCGACUAUUAA
Podospora pseudocomata is the source of this 3470-nucleotide messenger RNA. RefSeq names its product kinesin-like nuclear fusion protein (gene KAR3). The coding region runs from base 204 to 3470 and encodes 1088 amino acids. Gene Ontology annotation, cellular component: microtubule cytoskeleton. Gene Ontology annotation, molecular function: ATP binding; microtubule binding; microtubule motor activity. The transcript has 6 exons. Gene Ontology annotation, biological process: microtubule-based movement. The record is from RefSeq and is a predicted model, not a curated record. Lineage: Eukaryota; Fungi; Ascomycota; Sordariomycetes; Sordariales; Podosporaceae.